CGUUCUUCCAUGCGGUUGGUUUCAUUGAAUUUGUUUGGCUAACUUUUAAUUCAUCGGAAGUUUCCGUGUUUCGCAUUGCAUGUUAAUAUACUUGCAGAAUCUUUAUGUUUCAGUGUUAAAUAAAAUCAAAGGAAUGAAAUGUUUGAAACAUAAAUUUUCGCUUUUCAAAUGCUGUAUUGCAUUUGCCGUUUUCCCACUUUUCAGUUUCAUAUAACACUGCUUUGCGGCUAAAAAGUUAACGAGUUUUAAUAAUAUUUCCUUUUUUUUUAAUAAGGACACCAGAUCAUUUCAAUUGUUUCUCUUUGUCGUAUUAAAUCGACGCGGUGUUUUAAAAUCCUAUUAUAUUUUGAGAAUAUUUAUGAAAAAUAAAUAUAGGCAAAUAUUAUUCGAUGAUUAAACAUUCUAAAUUCAAUUUCAUUACUUUAAGUUAAAAACGAUUUAAAGAGCUACUUAUAAUUCAAAAGACUGAAUUGACUUCAUUAUGAAUUUAGAAAAACAGAUAAAUUCUUUGUACCUUUCUACGAAAACAACUCCUGCUUAUUUAUUACAUUUCUGGAUAAAACUUCAGUGAUUCGCUUAGAAUGAAUUAUUCCUACAAUGCGACCCUCGUCUCUUUGGAUCCGGACAUUGAGAUAGUAUGGUAUCUCGACAUGGAAGGAUCAAUCCGCAUACCUCUUUAUAGCUUAAUAUUUCUGAUAGGACUUGUCGGCAAUAUUCUUGUAAUUGUUACUUUAGUAAGAAACAAGCGACUACGAAUUGUGACUAACGUCUUUUUACUGAACUUGGCAGCGAGUGACCUCCUGCUCGGGGUUUUCUGUAUGCCAAUUACUCUGAUAGGAACUUUAUUGAGAGGGUUUGUAUUUGAUGAGAUUAUGUGCAAGUUCAUCUCUUACGCCCAAGGUGUAACAGUUGCAGUGAAUGCUUGGACUCUUGUUGCCAUAUCUCUGGAAAGAUUCUAUGCUGUUUGCGAGCCCCUUCGUUCUCGACGUUGGCAGACCUCAACACAUGCUUCAAGAGUUGUCAUCAGUAUAUGGAUAGUGUCGUGUUUCAUAAUGUCGCCUAUCGCUUGCGUAGCAGAGCUCUUGCCAACACAGCCCGCUGGAAAAUAUAAAUGCCGUGAAAGUUGGCCCAAUAACUUAUGGGAGAGAUAUUUCAACUUGUUUCUGGAUUGCAUCCUUUUGGUUGUACCAUUAAUCAUCAUGGCAACCGCUUAUCUACGCAUUGGUUUAGUUCUCAGGAGAGAAAUCCUGGAAGUGUCGGAAACAGAUGUGUUUGCUAGAACACCAAGUGGUCCACAAUAUUGCAGUAGCCAAUUAUCAUCAUCCAAUGAUUGCGCCUUGUGCAGGCCACAUAAAUUUAACUUCAUAGAGCCAAAGGUGUGUACCCAUUCUUUAGUUCAAGAUGGUUCUACAAGAUCCUCGGCAGUCACCUCGCAAUUUCACUCUGGACAUUUCUAUAGUACCACUGAAAGUAUAUCUGCUGUGAAUCUGAAUGUGAACCGCAACAACCUAGAUCGCCGGUUAGCUAUAAAAAAGAGAGUUACAUGUAUGCUUUUCGUCAUUGUCUUAGAGUUUUUUAUUUGCUGGACUCCAAUUUAUGUUGUAAAUACUGUAUCUACUUUCGAACCUGAUUUCAUUUACAAAGAUGUUGGAUACUUCACCAUAUCAUUUCUUCAUUUGCUGUCUUAUGUAUCUUCCUGCUGUAAUCCCAUAACAUACUGUUUUAUGAAUCGAAAUUUUCGAAGGGAAUUUUUGCAAACAUUCACAAAAUUUUGUUUUUUGUUAAACCCUUCCUCUUCAAGAAGAAGUUCUAGAAGUAAUCCUAUUCUUAGUUAAUAAAAAAGACUAAUAUAUUGAAAAUGUAUUGCAUUGUUUCUUGAUAUCGGAAUUAGGUGGGAGAGCCCGAGAAGCUAAAAAUUA
This is a messenger RNA of Stegodyphus dumicola, 1919 nucleotides long. Its product is annotated as cholecystokinin receptor-like. NCBI's taxonomy places the organism in Eukaryota, Metazoa, Arthropoda, Arachnida, Araneae, Eresidae. The record is from RefSeq and is a predicted model, not a curated record. Gene Ontology annotation, biological process: neuropeptide signaling pathway. Gene Ontology annotation, cellular component: plasma membrane. Gene Ontology annotation, molecular function: neuropeptide Y receptor activity.